GUGUUAUUCAGAAUUAAUAAGUUAAAUACUGGAGUUGUUUUACAUGAAAAUGAUGUGGAAGAUAUAAAAAUAACUGUUGAGGGUCUUUCAAAAUUGUUUUCAAAGUUUUUAUAUAAAUAUCCAACAAUUUCUGCUGAUACUAUUCUCACUUUGCUUAUUACUCACUUGAGACACCAUUAUGAACGACCAAUGAUAUUGGAACAUAUAUUUUCGAUACGUUUAGCGAUAUUUGAAUUACUAGUUAAACUUCGGGCAGAUUCAAGGUAUAAGUUGGGAAUGCAAGGUAUUGAUGAAUAUUCUCCGUAUAUGUAUGUCGAUCACAAGGGUCAUGGAGUACCACCUAGUCCAAAUUUCUCAACAGAUGACACAAAAUCAAAGGAAAACAUUUUGGUGCAGUUUAACUACAUGUGUCUUGCUGAUGCAUGCAAAGCAGUGAUUACGGCGUUAAAAGAAGAGCUCGAUUGGCGAGUAUUGAACAAAAUACUGAAAGAUGUUCCUCAGAUUCUUAAAAACAAGGCAUUGAUAUUAUCUGGGAAUUGGGAAUUUGAUCCAGCAUAUGAAUUGGCWUCAACUUUAUGUCAAUUGGUGAACGAUAAAACUGUUGCCGGCACUUUAAAGAAUACACCACCUAAAUGGCUGAAAACUGACUUUCAAAUUGCUGUUUAUCCAGCAUUAGCUGCUUUUGUUUCAUAUCAUAAUAGUUUGGAGCCAUCUCUUCAACAAAAACUUGURAAAUGCUUACAAUCAG
Messenger RNA from Diuraphis noxia (Russian wheat aphid), 748 nucleotides. RefSeq names its product TSC complex subunit tuberin (gene gig). The record is from RefSeq and is a predicted model, not a curated record. Gene Ontology annotation, cellular component: cytoplasm; nucleus; TSC1-TSC2 complex. Lineage: Eukaryota; Metazoa; Arthropoda; Insecta; Hemiptera; Aphididae. Gene Ontology annotation, molecular function: GTPase activator activity. Gene Ontology annotation, biological process: negative regulation of TOR signaling; negative regulation of Wnt signaling pathway; regulation of small GTPase mediated signal transduction.